AUGGCCAGCGACCCUCCUGCAUAUCGUGUCACAGAAGCGGCGACCUCUGUGAAUACAAGAGCCAGGAGAGCAACCGGAAUUGAGUCAUCUAAACGCGUAUCCCCAAGUAAGCGCUACGUUGAGGCACUCCAAGAGCGCAUUAAGAUUCUAGAGUCACAGAUACACCGCCUCAAGGAUAACAGUGGAUCUUAUGAAGAAGUUGACGCGGCCAUUCUUGAAGAGGGUCAGAGCCAAUCUGAAGCUGAAUCCUCGUCUGAGGAUGCGAAUCACUCGCACCGAUCACCUAUCAAGGAUAUCAGUGAUCGACUUGGCAACCUCAAUAUCGGUGAGGACGGACACAUUCGUUACUUUGGAUCCAGGAUCAACUUCUCAUUGUUGAAGAAUAGCCCUGCGGCUAGUGCAACUAUAUCCUCACACGACUUACAAAAGCAGGCCGCUCGUACACUCGAACUCUUGGACCUCAAUUUCAAGGUGUCUGACGAGCUGCGAGACCAUUUGCUAGGAAUAUUCUGGAUCUGGCAAAAUAGUUGGCAGUAUAUCGUUGUCAAAGAUCUUUUCCUCGAGGAUAUUUACAUUAGCCAUUCGGGUCUUUAUGCCUCCCCUCUACUUCUAUCAUCAGUGUUGGCUCUAGCAGCUCGAUAUUCGGAUCGCGUAGAAUUGCGAACUGACCCCCAGGACCCUAAUACGGCAGGGAAUGCUCUCGCAGAAAAGGCUAGGAUGAUUUUAUUCUAUGAGAGCCAAGCACCCAAAAUCACAACUAUUCAAGCUGCAGCGCUUCUUUCGCUUCGGGAAACAGCCGUUGAUAAAGAGGCAUUGGGUUGGAUUUAUUGCGGUAAGCUGGCCCUUGUACUUCUUCUUGAGUAUCCAUAG
Messenger RNA from Fusarium venenatum, 870 nucleotides. NCBI's taxonomy places the organism in Eukaryota, Fungi, Ascomycota, Sordariomycetes, Hypocreales, Nectriaceae. The record is from RefSeq and is a predicted model, not a curated record.